AUGGUUGAAAAUAUAUAUAUGGUACAAGAACUAGUUAGAGGCUAUGCAAGAAGGAGAAUAUCCCCUAGAUGUUUGUUGAAAAUUGAUCUCAAAAAGGCUUAUGAUUCAGUUGCUUGGCCUUUCCUCAAGGAGAUGCUUAUUCACUUAAGAUUCCCAGCUGAGAUGAUUUCAUGGAUUAUGGAAUAUGUCACUACUACCUCUUAUUCCAUUUCCCUUAAUGGUAGAUUUUUUGGCUUCUUUAAAGGUAGUAAAGGUCUGAGACAGGGUGACCCCCUCUCCCCCUUGCUCUUUGUGAUGUGUGUUGAAUAUCUUUCAAGACUGCUGAAAUCUGUGGAGAGUAAGUCUGAUUUUAAAUUCCAUCCCAAGUGUGAAGCUCUUAGGCUUUCUCAUUUGGUGUUUGCAGAUGACUUAAUGAUGUUCUCAAGGGGUGACUUACCUUCUGUAAGGUACUUAAUGAACUGCUUAAACGAAUUUUUGAAUUGCUCUGGCCUGCCAGUAAAUCUGCUGAAAUCAGAGUUGUAUCAUGCUGGUAUUAAGCAAGAAGAGCUGGGAAAUAUAUCUAAUUUAUCUGGUAUGAAGCUGGGUGCCUUUCCCUUCAGGAGGAAACCUUUGGUGGCUUGGAGAGAGAUAUGUCUCCCUAAAACUGAGGGGGGCCUGGGUGUGUUUGAUCUCAAUAUAUGGAAUAUUGCUUUGCUGUCUAAAGCACUUUGGAAUAUCCACUCCAAGAAGGACUCGGUUUGGACAAAGUGGAUCCAUCAUAUGUAUUUAACUGAUUCAAGCAUCUGGAGCAUCUCUGCAGCGAAGAAUGACUCCCCUUUAUUCAAGAAACUGUUAACUAUUAGAGAUCAGCUGGUGGUGAACUGUGGUGGUAUUGAUGCUGCUGUUGAUAUGCUGAGUAAGUGGGAGAACAGAGCCAAACUUAGCUAUGAAUUCUGGAGAGCUAAAGGGCAUAAAGUGCCCUGGACUAGGGAGGUUUGGUACUGGGGCGUUCUCCCUAAACACUCAAUUUGCCUUUGGCUGGGUUUGAAAGUAAAGCUCCUUACCUGUGACAAGCUGACAAAUGAAGGAAUUGAUCGGUUAUGCACCUUCUGCAACAUUGAUCCUGAAUCCUUGGAUCACUUAUUUUUCAAAUGCAAAUUCACUACUGAAGUCUGGAAUGGUAUUAGAAGCUAG
This is a messenger RNA of Malania oleifera, 1173 nucleotides long. RefSeq lists its product as uncharacterized. The record is from RefSeq and is a predicted model, not a curated record. The transcript is spliced from 2 exons. Lineage: Eukaryota; Viridiplantae; Streptophyta; Magnoliopsida; Santalales; Ximeniaceae. Bases 1 to 1173 code for a protein of 390 amino acids.